This is a messenger RNA of Drosophila biarmipes, 1086 nucleotides long. RefSeq names its product endocuticle structural protein SgAbd-6 (gene Cpr65Aw). The coding region runs from base 259 to 495 and encodes 78 amino acids. The transcript is spliced from 2 exons. The record is from RefSeq and is a predicted model, not a curated record. Lineage: Eukaryota; Metazoa; Arthropoda; Insecta; Diptera; Drosophilidae. Gene Ontology annotation, cellular component: chitin-based extracellular matrix. Gene Ontology annotation, molecular function: structural constituent of chitin-based larval cuticle.
GGCUGCCGCUCGAGUCAUUUGGAUACUCGCAUUUUAUUACACACUCCGUUAAUUAGCCCGAGUUUGCGUUGGGCCAGUAUGGAUUGCAUGUGGAUAUAUUGAACGGCCUUUGCGCAAUCCGAGUUAGUCGCAUGCGCGGAUUGGCACAGGACAGGUGACAGAUGGCCAGACUAACACUGCUGCUCGGCCUAAUCCUGGCCAGCUGCUGCGCGUGCCCCUCAACUGCCGCCGAAACGGCCCAGAUACUGCGGUACGAGAAUGACGCCAACUCGGACAGCGAUGGCUAUGCCUUCUCGUAAGUUCGAGACCAGCGAUGGAAUCUCUCGCGAGGAGAGGGCCACCCUGAAAAAUCCCGGCACCCCCGAGGAGGCGAUUUCCGUGCAGGGCAGCGUCAAUUGGGUGGGACCGGAUGGCGUCCACUACAAGCUCAACUACCUGGCCGAUGAGAACGGCUUCCAGGCCCAGGGCGAGCAUCUUCCGCAGGUGGAGCCCUGAUCACGUGAUAGUUUUGGACUUUGUUUAAAAAAAGCAAAACCACCGAAUGGCUGGAGGAGGCGGGCAAACAAUAGAAAUUAAUACAUAAUAAUAUAAAAAUUUAGACACACAUGUGUAUAUGUAUACACAUGGCGGGGCAUAAAUUUUCACCCAUCCAAAUUGAAUUGUAUUCUAGGCAGCGAAUUAGCAUAUACAUUUGUAUCUUCCAAACCCGUUUGCUCUUCGCGCCUGAGCUGUGGAUUGUAUGCGGUAACCGAGUAGCUGCGAUCUUCGAUCCCCCGAUCUGCGAUCUGCUGUAUGCGAUCCCCAAUUUGCGUGAGCUGACCAAACCGGUUCAAUAAACGCCAAAAAGCACCCAACAAAGGUUGCCAAAAAAGCAAAUAACAAUUAAAGAAGCCUCAAAGCUGCCAACGAAAGUGAGAACUUCGGGGAAAAAAGGGCAUUUUAAGGCAAUUAAGCGAAGCUCCUCUCAUUUAUCAAUCGUAAACUACAAAAUAAUCGGUCCUUUCAAAGCCUAGACAUGUCAGCCUGCACUGAGGAAAAUGGCUACACUUUGGUCACCAGAUUAACAAAAUAAAUUUGGAACAAAUA